Molecule: messenger RNA, 907 nt
Organism: Coniophora puteana RWD-64-598 SS2
Lineage: Eukaryota; Fungi; Basidiomycota; Agaricomycetes; Boletales; Coniophoraceae
Product: glycosyltransferase family 2 protein
Exons: 7
Coding region: 1-804 (267 amino acids)
Biological process (GO): GPI anchor biosynthetic process; protein O-linked glycosylation via mannose
Cellular component (GO): endoplasmic reticulum membrane
Molecular function (GO): dolichyl-phosphate beta-D-mannosyltransferase activity
Source: RefSeq, a predicted model, not a curated record
AUGAACCCGUACUCCAGCGAGGCCGCACUCAGCAUGCAGGGCCGGUUCGACUCGAGGGACACGCACAAGUAUUCGGUUAUUCUGCCGACGUACAACGAGCGCAAGAAUUUGCCGAUUAUUGUGUAUUUGCUGGCGAAGGAGUUUGAGGCAAAUCAGCUUGAAUGGGAGAUUAUUGUUGUUGAUGAUGCGAGCCCGGACGGGACGCAGGAGGUUGCGCUGCAGCUCGCGAAUGUGUAUGGAGAGGACAAGAUCGUGCUCAAGCCCCGGGCGGGCAAGCUUGGUCUUGGGACUGCCUAUGUCCAUGGACUCAACUUCUGCAGUGGCGACUUUGUGAUCAUUAUGGACGCGGACUUUUCGCAUCAUCCCAAAUUCAUCCCCCAAUUUAUCAGACUGCAACAGGCACAUAACCUGGACAUUGUGACUGGAACUCGUUACCGCUCAACUUCGUCGCCUUCACUCCCCGAUGUUACCCCUGGUGGCGUGCACGGAUGGGACCUGAAGCGGAAGUUCGUCUCGCGAGGGGCUAAUUAUCUUGCCGACACGGCAUUGAGUCCUGGAGUGAGCGAUCUGACUGGAAGUUUCAGAUUGUACCGGAUACCUGUGCUGAAGCACAUUAUCUCUGAGACUGUCUCGAAGGGUUAUGUGUUUCAGAUGGAGAUGAUGGUGCGGGCAAAGGCGCUAGGAUACACGGUCGGGGAGGUGCCGAUCACGUUCGUGGACCGUAUCUUUGGCGAGAGCAAGCUGGGGGCGGACGAGAUUGUGGGGUAUUUGAAAGGGGUCUGGCUGCUGUUCACGACGGUGUAGUAGAUGAUGUCAUUGCCCCUCUUGGUCAGCUUGUCGUUUGUGGCACUGCACCCCCUCUUACAGUAAUUAAUAUUUAUAUUCUCUCUCCAACGUCCAUCUUGUU